Thyridium curvatum is the source of this 1746-nucleotide messenger RNA. RefSeq lists its product as uncharacterized. NCBI's taxonomy places the organism in Eukaryota, Fungi, Ascomycota, Sordariomycetes, Thyridiales, Thyridiaceae. The coding region runs from base 1 to 1746 and encodes 581 amino acids. The record is from RefSeq and is a predicted model, not a curated record. The transcript has 2 exons.
AUGAGAUCCUUUGCACUUCCUCUUCUGGCCCUGGUUGCCUCCGCGACGGCACUUCCCGCCCCUGUGCCGGCUCCGGUCCACCACCCCAUCCAACCGCCUCCUCAGCGUCUAGAGGAGCGGGGUCCCGCGGCCACUGUCUCUGUCUCCAGCAGUGCGUCCAUCAUUGGUGGCACUCUGGGCAAGAUUGAGUCCUACAAGGGCAUUCCCUUUGCACAAGCCGGCCGCCUGGAGAAGCCUCAGCGAGUGAACAUCUCCUCGCUAGGUGCCAACUUUGAUGCCACGGGUCUCGGCCCGUCCUGCCCGCAGAUGUUCUUCUCUACCGGCAGCGGAGGCUUCUUGACGCAGGUCCUGGGCGAUGUUCUCAACUUGCCCCUAUUCCAGACAGUAACGGGAGCCACGGAGAACUGUUUGACAAUCAACGUUCAGAGGCCGGCCGGUACCAAGGCUGGAGACAAGCUCCCGGUUCUGUUCUGGAUCUUUGGCGGCGGCUUUGAGGUUCUCUCCUCUCAGCUCGGCUCAACAGCCAUGUACGACGGCUCAGGCCUCAUUGCCAACGGCAUGUCCUCCAAUCAGCCGUUCGUCUUUGUCGCCGUGAACUAUCGCACGGGUGGCUUCGGCUUCUUGCCCGGCAAAGAGGUCCUGUCCGCCGGCGUCGCCAACCUGGGCCUGCUGGACCAGCGCGCCGGUCUCGAGUGGGUCUCGGACAACAUCGAGCUUUUUGGCGGCGACCCGGACCGCGUCACCAUCUGGGGCGAGAGCGCCGGCGCCAUCUCGGUGCUCGACCAGAUGGCUCUCUACGGCGGAGACAUCACGCACAACGGCCGCAAGCUCUUCCGCGGCGCCAUCAUGAACUCGGGCAGCAUCGUGCCCGCUGACCCCGUCGACUGCCCCAAGUCCCAGGUCGUCUACAACACCGUCGUCAGCGAGGCGGGAUGCGCUGGACAGACGGACACGCUGGCCUGCCUGAAGGCGCUGCCAUACCAGAAGUUCCUCAACGCGGCGAACUCGGUCCCCGGAAUCCUGUCGUACAACUCGGUCGCGCUGUCGUACCUUCCGCGCCCAGACGGCAACGUCCUCCCGGACACGCCCGACGAGCUCAUCAAGAACAAGCGCUACGCCGCCGUGCCCAUGAUCAUCGGCGACCAGGAGGACGAGGGCACGCUCUUCGCGCUCUUCCAGCCCAACAUCACGAGCACCUCGCGCCUCGUGCGCUACUUCAAGGACAUCUUCUUCCACGGCGCCACGGAGCAGCAGCUCACCGACCUCGUCAACACGUACUCGCCCUGGCCCAUGGCCGGCUCGCCCUUCCGCACGGGCAUCUUCAACGAGAUCUACCCGGGCUACAAGCGCCUGGCCGCCAUGCUCGGCGACCUGACCUUCACGCUCACGCGGCGGGCCUUCCUCGCCGUCGCGGCGCAGGUCAACCCGGACGUGCCGAGCUGGUCCUACCUGAGCUCCUACGACUACGGCACACCCAUCCUCGGCACCCUGCACGGCAGCGACAUCCUGCAGGUGUUCUACGGCAUCCUGCCCAACUACGCGAGCAGGACCAUCCAGGGGUACUACAUCAACUUCCUGUACAACCUCGACCCCAACGUGGGUACCAGCUUCAUGCAGUGGCCCAAGUGGAAGGAGGGGCAGCAGCUGAUGAACUUCUUCGCCAACAAGGGGGCACUGAUCAAUGACGAUUUCAGGCAGGACAGUUAUGAGUAUAUUGCAAAUAACGUGGCGGCGUUCCACAUCUGA